This is a messenger RNA of Rana temporaria (common frog), 1732 nucleotides long. RefSeq names its product zinc finger protein OZF-like. The coding region runs from base 124 to 1674 and encodes 516 amino acids. Gene Ontology annotation, biological process: regulation of transcription by RNA polymerase II. Lineage: Eukaryota; Metazoa; Chordata; Amphibia; Anura; Ranidae. The transcript is spliced from 4 exons. The record is from RefSeq and is a predicted model, not a curated record. Gene Ontology annotation, molecular function: DNA-binding transcription factor activity; RNA polymerase II cis-regulatory region sequence-specific DNA binding.
GAAUUGGGGGAGGAAGUGAUGUCAGGCGCAGACAGGAAGUGAGGUAACUUAGGAACAGGAAGUGAUGUAGGAGACUAAAGAGGAAGUUCUGGGAUAGAGCCGUUGUGAGGAAGUAAAGGGAAGAUGUUGGAACUGGCAGCAGAGGAGGGUGAAGAACAGAUUAAUAUAAAAGCUGAGGUUAAAGAAGAAGAAGAAGUAGGGACGUAUGUGGGGGGUGAUCAGCCGUCCACGGAGGAGAUUGGGAUGAUUAUGAAAAGUGAACAGGAGGACAUUUCUCCAUCUAUUAACACAAAUGGAGGUGAUGUCAGGAAUUCCUCGGAGAGACCUCUUCUAUUAUUAUUGUGCUAUAGUAAUUUCAUCACACAGGAUCCUCCAGGAGGAAAUCCAAAUACACAAAAUAUACAUCACAGACCUUCCUGUCCGGAGACAUCAAUGGAUCCCUCUGAUCAGGGGGAAUCUUCUCAUCAAUCACAUACUAUGAUUGUAAAUAUCCAUGUAAGAUCUCACACUGCAGAUAGAUCAACAGAUCCUUCUAAUCCAGAGGAAUCUUCCUCACCCCAGGAAGGAGAUCACCGAGGUGACCAUCUAUUCUCAUGUUCAGAGUGCGGGAAAUCUUUCACUCGGAAAGGAAAACUCAUUCAGCACCAGCGAGUUCACACGAGUGACCGUCCUUUCUCUUGUUCAGAGUGCGGGAAAUGUUUUAAACAUAAACAAAACUUUGUUUCACACCAGAAAAUUCACACAGGAGACCUUCCCUAUUCAUGUUCAGAGUGCGGGAAAUCUUUCAGUCAUGAACGAGACUUUGUUAAGCAUCAAAGAAUUCACACAGGGGAGCGUCCCUUUUCAUGCACAGAGUGCGGGAAAUCUUUCAUUUCUAAAGGAGAUCUUGUUAGACACCAGGUAAUUCACACCGGUGAGCAUCCAUAUUCGUGUUCAGAGUGCGGGAAAUCUUUCCAGAAGAAAUCUUAUCUUGCUAGACACCAGAAAAUUCACACAGGUGAGCGUCCCUAUUCAUGUUCAGAGUGUGGGAAAUCUUUCAUUUAUAAAAAAGACCUUGAUAUACACCAGAGAAUUCACACAGGUUUGCGUCCUUAUUCAUGUUCAGAGUGUGGGAAAUCAUUCACUCAGAAAGGAGGGCUUGUUGAACACCAGAGAAUUCACACAGGUGAGCAUCCUUAUUCAUGUUCAGAGUGCGGGAAAUCUUUCACUCUUAAAAGAGAGUUUGUUAAACAUCAGGGAAUUCACACAGGUGAGUGGCCUUAUGUAUGUCCAGAGUGCGAAAAAUCUUUCACUACAAAAGGAGGCCUUGUUGCCCACCUGAGAAUUCAUACGGGCGAGCGUCCUUAUUCUUGUUCUGAGUGCGGGAAAUCUUUUACGAAAAGAGGAGGCCUUGUUACACACCAGUUAACUCACACGGGUGAUCGUCCUUAUUUGUGUUCAGAGUGCGGGAAAUCUUUCAUUCAUAAGGGAGACCUUGUUAAACAUCAGAGGGUUCACAGGGGUGAGCGUCCUUAUUCAUGUUCAGAGUGUGGAAAAUCUUUCACUUAUAAAGGAGACCUUGUUAAACAUCGGAGAGUUCACACGGGCGAGCGUCCUUAUUCAUGUUCAGAGUGCGGGAAAACUUCCAUUUAUAAAGGAGACCUUGUCAAACAUCGGAGAGUUCACACGAGUUAGUGUCCUUAGUCAUAAACUGGGUGCGGGAAAUGUUUAAAGCGGAAAGAAAUGCUUGUUA